UAAAUAACUUAAAAUCAGUCACUAUUCAUCACCUUCCAUCCUAAAAAAAAAAGAAAAAUCCGUGCACCACCAUAGGGUGAAGAAGCAACUCCUUUCUUCCAUAUUAUCAUCAUUUUUAUGGUGAAUCGAAGAGCUAAAUGCACCAACGAGGGAUUAUCAAGGUGUGACUAUCUUUCUAGCCUAUUUUUAUCGCUUGAAAUUUAGUAAUGAAUGUGUUGUGUUGGUUGUAUGAAUCGGACCUCCUUGGUUGGAUAAGAAGAUGGAGUUUUUAUUUAAAAUUAUCGAUCUAUUUGUGUACGUAGAUGUCGAUAAACUUGGUUUUAGCCCUUGAAUUGAACUUAUUCAAGUUCUAACUUAGAAAUCCCAAAAUGAUAGAAACCUUAAGCCUUCAAUUCAUGAAUUUAUAUGGAUAGAUGUGUGAAAUAAUGUUGCAUAGGUAUUGAUGGAUAGCCAAAAACAUCAUUAGAAUCCAUAAUUGAAAAGAAAUUGAUAUAAAAGUCUGAAGAGGAUUAAAGCUAAUGUUUUUCAGUUCACUGUUCUGAAUUGUUUAGCAUGUUUAUGACAGUUAAAACUUUGGCUUAAUAAUUUUUAAAAUAACUAUUAUGAGUCUAGAGGUUCUCAGAAUUGUUUUGUGAAUUUCGGAGUUCACUUACUAUAAGGGUUCGUUUGAUUGCCCUGAGAGGGUAAGAUAAGCCCUCUUAUCUAGGGCGUGUAUAGUAUUUGAUUGCCCUGAUAAGCGUACCCGAAUACCCGGUAUACAGCCACCGACCCGGUUGUAAUUAAGAUACCACCCACGUUUUUGUGUAUAUGGCUGUCGCGGUUCUCACCUCUGAUACGGCCGUAUGCCAUGUUUCCCGAUUGUGAGAAAUUGAAUGUGAGUUGUGUGAUUGCCCAAAAGACCCUUUAUUAUUUGUAAAUCAAUUUGGGGCUGAAGCUGCAAUCGGCUCAUGAAUGAGAAACUUGUAAGCGGACAGAUUUAAUUCCCUUCAUUCGCCUUCAAUUUUGCAGAGGUUAGCACUUUAUUUCAGUUAAUGCUUGGAUGAAUUGCAUAAUUUUGUUCUCAAUUGUUUGUUGGGUUCAUGAUAUUGAAUUGCAUUAUUUCGGUUAAUGCUUGGAUGAAUUGUCGCAGCGUCUUGCUAAUCGAAUUCAUAUACAAUCUGGAGGUCUGAAAUCGGCGUCGAUUUUGAAUGGGUAACGCCGAGGAUUCUCGAAAGAAUAACCUGACCACCGUGGUGUUUCUGAUAGAAGAGAUUAUACGGAACCACCAAAUUAACAUGCUUCUCAUAUCUUUGAUGAUCACAUUAAUUUUCCCGCAAAAUCGCAAGCGUAAACGGUGGGAUCGGCUAGGUCAGUCUGUGGUUCUAGAUUCUAUCCCGGAUCAUGUGCGUCAACUAGAUAGGCUUGUGCGUGUGACAGAUAGUGCUUGUGUGGAUAAUUUGAGAAUGGAUAGGAAUACCUUUGGGCGUCUAUGUCGUAUUCUCCGUGACCGGGUAGGCCUAGUGGACCAGAGACAAGUGACUGUUGAAGAACAACUGGCUAUGUUCCUGUGUGUGCUUGCUCAUCACAAAAAAUCCCUCAUAGUAGGUCACAAUUUCAUGCGAUCAUCUCAAACCGUCUCCAAAUAUAUCCACACUGUACUCCAUGGAGUUCUCACGCUUCACAACCUUUUUUUGGUGAAGCCCAUCCCAAUAGAUGAGGCUUGCACUGAUCGUACAUGGAAAUGGUUCAAGGGUUGCUUAGGUGCUUUAGAUGGGACUUACAUCAAUGUGCGUGUCCCAAUUGCUGACGUUCCCCGGUACCGUAAUCGAAAAGGUCACAUUACCACUAAUACACUAGCCGUGUGUGACCCCCAGCUCAGAUUCACUUACCUCCUUCCUGGCUGGGAAGGCUCGGCAGCCGAUUCAAGGAUUUUAAGGGAUGCAAUCAGCCGACCUUUAGGAUGUUACUAUCUAUGUGAUCAAGCAUACCCAAAUGCCGAAGGUUUCUUGACACCGUACAAAGGUGUCCGCUACCAUCUCAAGGAAUGGGGGGUCGGAAGGCAAGCACCCCAAACACCGGAAGAGCUUUUCAACCUUAGACACUCCAAGGCGAGGAAUGUCAUCGAAAGAUCAUUCGCGGUGCUGAAGAUGCGAUGGGGAAUCCUAAGGUCAGCAAGCUUUUAUCCGAUAGAUGUUCAAACUGGGCUCAUAAUCGCAUGCUUUCUUCUACACAAUUAUAUACGAAGUGAAAUGGUAGUUGAUGCCGUCGAGGCUGAGCUGGUUAAUGAGGCUGAUAUUGAUGAUGAAACUGCCAACGAUCAUUUGUUAUGUGGUGAUAAUAUCAGUAGCGUGGAACCAUCGGCAUUAUGGACCCAAAAAAGGGAUGAUCUUGCAAUGGAAAUGUGGGGAGACAGAAAUAAUGGACAAGUUUGAAUGCCUAUGCAAAUGGACACCUUAUUCUUUUCAGUGUUGAGAUAGGUUGUGCGAAGUGAAGUUACUUUCUUGUAUUUUUUUAUAAUUCAUUACUUAUUUUCACCUUAUUCAAGUUGUAAGACAUUUUAUUCCACAAUGCAGAGGCUUCAAUUUUUUUCCCA
Salvia splendens (bonfire salvia) is the source of this 2572-nucleotide messenger RNA. RefSeq names its product putative nuclease HARBI1. The record is from RefSeq and is a predicted model, not a curated record. NCBI's taxonomy places the organism in Eukaryota, Viridiplantae, Streptophyta, Magnoliopsida, Lamiales, Lamiaceae. The transcript has 4 exons. The coding region runs from base 1188 to 2411 and encodes 407 amino acids.